AUGACGCUGCUUUACAGAUCCCACGGCUCCUCGCAGCACCGCGAGCACCCGGCUCCCAAAUGCACCGCUAUCCCAACUUCAUCCGAGCUCCUAAUGGUUCCGCUGCCGCUACCCGGCGCUCCAUUGUCGCCAUCGCCAUCGCCUUUGCCAUCACCGUCGCCAUCGCCGCUGCCGUCGUCGCCGUCGCUCCCGCCGACACGACACUCAGACGCUUUCGUUUACCACGUCAGGGAUCAAAAAUCCCGCGACAAGGCCGUGCAGUUCUUUGGCGACUCUCGAAUCGGGUUUCAGAUCGGCACAGGCUCGGCCUCGAAACUCAGCAACUUUUAUGGAUAUCAGCCGCUUUCGCCGCCGUCGCCGUUGUCGCUGUCGACGCCGCUGCCACCAUCACCAAACGAUCCACAGACACAGCAACAGCAACAGCACCACCACCACCACCAGCAACAACAACAACAGCAACGGCAGCACCAACAGCGAUCGUCGUCGCUGUAUCGCUCGCACCCACAACCACAACCACAACCACAGCCGCUGGCUCCGAGCCAAACAACGGCCCCCUUGCCAUCGCAGCAACAGGGUCCGCAGCAUGUGCCUCAUCCGCAGGAACAGCGGAUGCACAACGAGCAGCCCGACCCUCAACAAUGCUCACAACAGUGCCCGCUGCCUGGGCUUUUGGUAGCGCCACAAGAAUACCCGUCGCAGCCACAGGAACAUUCGCAGCCGUUCUCGUCCCGGGGAUCGUCCUUGAUGCUGCUACCAUGGAGCAGAAAGCCCUCAUGCGACCGCGCCGACUGGCUCGGGCGCAAAAGCACAUCCCAAAGCCUUUCGACGUCGGCCGGGACGGCGUCGGAGGGGGCUCUGGUGUGUCCCAGCACUUCCAGCACUUCCAGCAUCCCCAACAUCACCAACAUCCCCAGCAUUCACGGGAAGCUCGUGGCCGAGGCCAUCAGCCCCCACCAGGACCGCCAGCAGUCCGCUUCGACCCUCGCGACCGAGCCGGCCUCGACGCUGUCCCGGAUGCCAUCGAUCGACGAUUUUGAACCAGGGCAGGCCCUGAAUCUGGGUCUGGAUCUGGGUCUGGACACGGCCGACGAUCCCGAGCCGCCGGUGCUGGUACCCACAACGACUCCCACAACGGCUCCGGACUGGGGCAACCGACGACAGCGGCACUUGCUGAAUCCGCUCAUGUCGACGACGCAGUCGGUCUCGAAGCUCCGGGUGAUCAUGGGCGACUCGUGUCCCUUGGACGUCAGUCUGCGGGAAGUCUAUAGCAACGGCCUCGUUACGCUGCUCGAGUCCAGACUGCCGGUGCUGUACUUUAUGGCGAUGCUGCUGAGCCAGCAGAACGCCGAGGCUCUGUUCUUUAUCAGCGACGUCCGAGACUUUGAGCAGCGCAACCACCGGUCAUACGAGGAGCAAGCGCACGAAGCCCGGACCAUCUUCAACGCCUACUUUGUGCCUGACAGCCCGCUCGAGAUCAAUAUCACCCAUGUUGCACGGCGCAAGGCUGCCGAGGGCAUCAAGCGAUACGACCGACUGUGUUUCCAGGAAGCAACCCUGGAGAUUGCAGCCAUUCUUGAAAGCGAGGUGGAUCGGUUCCGCCGGGGCAGCUCUUUCUACCAGCGGAUGAUGCAAGAUCUCGGCAACCAGCACGUCUAUGGCGAACGACAGGCCGACGAAGCCGCCCGGCUGCUCCGAACGGUGCUGGCCUCGUACGAGAGCCCCGCGACCAACGAGCUGGAUCAGUCGACCGACGCCAUGUGGAGCCGCAACCGCAACAGCAAGAUCCGCGAGUCGCUGGUCCGGUUUGCCAGGGCGCGGGGCGUACCGAUGCGAUAG
This is a messenger RNA of Polychytrium aggregatum, 1836 nucleotides long. RefSeq lists its product as uncharacterized. The record is from RefSeq and is a predicted model, not a curated record. The transcript has 3 exons. Lineage: Eukaryota; Fungi; Chytridiomycota; Chytridiomycetes; Polychytriales. The coding region runs from base 1 to 1836 and encodes 611 amino acids.